GGCUGAGUGAGCCUCCCUUGGGCCCAGCAACCUACCCCAGCAUGGUCCAGGCCUGUGAGGGGCGCUCCAGAGCACAGCUGCCGACCUUGUCUUUGGGGGCAGACAUGACUCAGCCUCCACCCGCCAAAGCUCCAGCCAAGAAGCAUGUGCGGCUGCAGGAGAGAAGGGGCUCCAGUGUGGCUCUGAUGCUGGAUGUGCGGUCACUGGGCACUGUCGAGCCCAUCUGCUCAGUGAACACACCCCGUGAAGUCACCCUGCACUUCCUGCGCACAGCCGGACACCCCCUUACACGCUGGACUCUACAGCACCAGCCUCCCAGCCCCAAGCAGCUAGAAGAGGAAUUCUUGAAGAUCCCCUCAAACUUUGUCAACCCUGAAGACCUGGAUAUCCCUGGCCAUGCCUCCAAAGACCGAUACAAGACCAUCUUGCCAAAUCCCCAGAGCCGUGUCUGUCUUGGCCGGGCACACAGCCAGGAGGACAGCAACUACAUCAAUGCCAAUUACAUCCGGGGCUACGAUGGGAAGGAGAAGGUCUACAUUGCUACCCAGGGCCCCAUGCCCAACACUGUAGCAGACUUCUGGGAGAUGGUGUGGCAGGAAGAUGUAUCCCUCAUUGUCAUGCUCACCCAGCUCCGAGAGGGCAAGGAGAAAUGUGUACACUACUGGCCCACAGAAGAGGAAGCCUAUGGGCCCUUCCAGAUCCGCAUCCAGGGCAUGAAAGAGCACCCAGAAUAUACCGUGAGGCACCUCACUAUUCAGCACCAACAGGAAUGCCGGUCAGUGAAACACAUCCUCUUCUCAGCCUGGCCAGACCACCAGACGCCAGAAUCAGCCGGGCCCCUGCUGCGCCUGGUGGCUGAGGUGGAGACCCCAGAGACAGCUGCCAACUCCGGGCCUAUAGUGGUCCACUGCAGCGCAGGGAUCGGUCGGACAGGCUGCUUCAUCGCCACCCGCAUCGGCUGCCAGCAGCUGAAGGCCCGAGGGGAGGUGGACAUUCUGGGCAUUGUGUGCCAACUUCGCCUAGACAGAGGAGGCAUGAUCCAGACAGCGGAGCAGUACCAGUUCCUACACCACACUUUGGCCCUGUAUGCAGCCCAGCUGCCCCCGGAGACCAACCCCUGACCCCUGACCCCUGACCCUCCACCAGCCCAGGGACCAACCUCCUCUCAGGUCAGGGACAGUGGGUCUGGGGAAGUGGGCUGUGUGCUCUGGCAUGGCUUCUGCAUAAGCACAGGAAAAGGAGCCUUGGAAGCAAGAAUGUUUUACAGUCUCAGGAAACUGCCCCAGCAAGCAACAGGGGCCAGGCCGUAGGUCUUCGCCACAUUCCAUGACUCUGCCUCCUUCA
This is a messenger RNA of Rattus rattus (black rat), 1344 nucleotides long. It is a transcript of the gene Ptpn7, whose product is annotated as protein tyrosine phosphatase non-receptor type 7. The record is from RefSeq and is a predicted model, not a curated record. Lineage: Eukaryota; Metazoa; Chordata; Mammalia; Rodentia; Muridae. The transcript has 9 exons. Gene Ontology annotation, molecular function: protein tyrosine phosphatase activity. Gene Ontology annotation, biological process: protein dephosphorylation. The coding region runs from base 42 to 1121 and encodes 359 amino acids.